GCCACAAUGGCCAGCCAGAAGCUAAUCGUUACCGUCCUUUUUACCCUCGCCUUGGGUAUAUAUGCGCAAUUCUGCCCAACGCCAUUUACUCGAGUGGGCAACAAAUGCUACCACGUGAAUUUAGAAAAGGUCAACUGGCAUGUUGCCGAUCGCAGCUGUCGAAAACUGGGUGGCGAUCUAAUGGUGCUGGACGAUCAAAACGACAAACUUCUCACAACGGAUUACCUGAAGAGUUUGGGGCUUCAGUUCACCCAAAGCUGGAAUCAUUCCGUCUGGAUUGGCAUCAAUUGUCUAGGAAACCGACGGACGUUCCGUUUGUCCAAAAAUGGCGAUAGUGUGCCCUACCUAAACUGGGUUCCCCGAGAACCGAACAACGGAUCACCCGAAGAGGAUUGUGUGGGUUUCGCCAACUACAACGGCGCCUAUGGGUAUCACGAUAUAGAGUGCAAGGUCGAGUUUCCAUUUGUGUGUGAGAAGGAUGCGGUAGAGGACUAUCUCUGCCUUAAGAGGCAACUGUUCUUGCAGACACUUUUGUAGUAGAAUAACAUUGUGUAAAUAAGUUUAGAUAAAUUUUUUAUUCCUCAAAUAUACACAAUAAAAGAACAAUUUGUUGUAACAAAACUAAUUUUGGCCAAACGGAUUUAAAGCCUAAUUAAAAAUGUAAAGCUAAUCCCAUUU
Molecule: messenger RNA, 678 nt
Organism: Drosophila gunungcola (fruit fly)
Lineage: Eukaryota; Metazoa; Arthropoda; Insecta; Diptera; Drosophilidae
Product: C-type lectin 37Db-like
Exons: 2
Coding region: 7-537 (176 amino acids)
Molecular function (GO): signaling receptor activity
Source: RefSeq, a predicted model, not a curated record